AAAAAGCACAUUUUAUCAGUUUCUUUGAGAAAACCAAAGGAAAUAACAAUGAUAAAUGUGACGGUGUAGUGGAAAAAUGUGCGUUUUUCUUUCACUGAGUUUGCUGGUCGGCGUUUCGUUAGCUGCGGAAGAUGCUGCAGCCAAAGUUCUACAAUAUGAAUUUCAAAGAAGUGGGAGCGCAAAGUACAAUUAUCACUUUGAGACCAGCAAUGGAAUAAAGAAAAGCGAAACUGGCGACGAAAUUCCCUCAAUUCACGAUGCAAAUAAUGAUGCAGCUUUGGCCAAGGGAUCGUUUUCUUACACAGGUGCCGAUGGUGUUUUAUACUCGGUUGAAUAUGUUGCUGAUGAGGCUGGAUUUCAUCCUGAAGGAGCUCACUUAAAAAUUCCACCUUUCACCCCAUGGAUUCCCGGACAGCCYAUCGACGAUGGACAGUAUAAAGAGGACAAAUCUGGUAACUACAAAGCAGAUGACUCCGGAAAAUACACUCCUGGCAGUGGAGAUAACGAGCAAAGCCCAUUUACCAGAUCGCGACAAAACCAGGACAAUUUUAUUUCUGGCGAAAGGAUACUGGAUACUUUUAGAACAACGCCUAAACCCCCCACGCCUGUUACGCAGAUUUACUUGCCAUCGACCAGCCCCAAAUAUAGUUCCGGGGAAAAUAUACUCGAUACCUUCCUGGAUGCAAAGAAAGCGCCUACUGUUACUCCUAAGUACUUGCCCGCAUCCAGUACUCCGGUUUAUGAGUCAGGUGAAAGCAUCCUGGAUGCUUUCCGGGAAUCUAAUAGACCCACUCCCGAGUACCUUCCAUCUUCACCCGAACCAAGCAGGUUUUACCGGACUGAAAAUCCUAUUGAUAGUGAUAUUAUCAAAAAGGCUUAUUUUAAUAAACCUACACCGCAUCCGGAUAUUCUUCUGCAUUCAACACCCAAGGAUGGUCCGCGAAGAUCCAAAGGAUCGGCCAAGCCGGUAGGAGAAGCCACCCGAAACAAACCCACUUAUGUGCGGUUUGAAAAGGAAAAAAAUAGCAAAUUAUCCAGAGGUGGUUUGAAAAAGUUGCAGGAAUAAUAACAUUAAGUGGAUUCUAGUUUAAAUAAGCAGAUGUUUUAUUAUUUGUACGCAGAGUUUAUAUAUUUUAUUUUGUUGAUUAUAUUUUAAUGAAUUUUUGAUGGAUGGUUCGAAGAACAGCAGCAUUAUAGUCAGAUUAUUAUCUACCAAAGAAAUCAAAUACCUAUGCUGCUGGUUAUCAAAAAGUAUUGUAUUAUUAUUAAAUAUGUUUUGUUAGAACUUAUGCUAGUCGCUGAAUUUUGAAUGAAUAAAACUUAAAAAACUGUUGAACAGUAA
Molecule: messenger RNA, 1342 nt
Organism: Dendroctonus ponderosae (mountain pine beetle)
Lineage: Eukaryota; Metazoa; Arthropoda; Insecta; Coleoptera; Curculionidae
Exons: 5
Coding region: 77-1066 (329 amino acids)
Cellular component (GO): chitin-based extracellular matrix
Molecular function (GO): structural constituent of chitin-based larval cuticle
Source: RefSeq, a predicted model, not a curated record